This is a messenger RNA of Arabis nemorensis, 774 nucleotides long. Lineage: Eukaryota; Viridiplantae; Streptophyta; Magnoliopsida; Brassicales; Brassicaceae. The record is from the annotation of a GenBank genome assembly.
AUGGACGUUUCGAGGGACAAGCAACUACUACCUUCAGAUCCCUCUUGCAUAGUUUCCCCACGUCAAGGUUCUCUAAACCAGAGCCUUGAACAAAGUUUCGUAGACGAUCAUGAUUCUAGUCAAGAACAGCUCAAUCAAGAACUCAAUCUCAUCGAUUGCAUAGACUCGAGUACUAUCGUUGUUAGUCAGAGUUGUGAUGGAUCUUCUACAUCUACAGAACAAAAGCUUUUCUCAUGCAACUACUGCCAAAGAACUUUCUAUAGCUCACAAGCUCUUGGAGGUCACCAAAACGCACACAAGAGAGAGAGGACGUUGGCUAAGAGAGGACAACGAAUGUUAGCAUCAGCCUCAUCAGCUUUUGGACAUCCUUACGGGUUCUCUCCGGUUUCCUUCCAUGGACAAUACAACAACAGGUCUUUAGGGAUUCAAGCACACUCGACGAGCCACAAGCUAAGUUCUUCUUAUAACGGGUUUGGUGGUCACUAUGGUCAGAUCAACUGGUCAAGUAGACUUCCAUUUGAUCAACAACCAGCUAUAGGUAAACUUUCUUCAAUGGAAAAUUUUCAUCUUCAUCAACAUCAACYUCAACAUCAGAUGAUGAUGAGUAUGGCUCCUUCAGUAACUUCACCAUCAACAAAUAUCGGUAAAUCAUCGAGCAACAUAGGAAGGAUUCUAGUAGGGUCACCGAUUCUUGAACAAUGGCGAGGAGAAGAAAGAUUAUUUAGCAGUAAUCAAGAAGAGCAGCAUAAGCUUGACUUGUCCCUCAAGCUCUAA